This is a messenger RNA of Belonocnema kinseyi, 7461 nucleotides long. It is a transcript of the gene Sox102F, whose product is annotated as transcription factor SOX-13. The transcript is spliced from 12 exons. NCBI's taxonomy places the organism in Eukaryota, Metazoa, Arthropoda, Insecta, Hymenoptera, Cynipidae. The coding region runs from base 1083 to 3656 and encodes 857 amino acids. The record is from RefSeq and is a predicted model, not a curated record. Gene Ontology annotation, biological process: regulation of transcription by RNA polymerase II; cell fate commitment. Gene Ontology annotation, cellular component: nucleus. Gene Ontology annotation, molecular function: RNA polymerase II cis-regulatory region sequence-specific DNA binding; DNA-binding transcription factor activity, RNA polymerase II-specific.
CGCACGGCUAUUGUUAUAUCAUUAUCGUUCUCGUCGCAGGUCGUAAAGCGCGCGUAAUGCACAAGUCCGGCAUGCAACGCGAACCGAUUUUGUCGUAAAGUAAAGGGACAGAGUAUGGGCCUGGUGACACUCUGAUUCGAGCAACACCACCUACGAAUUUUUUUCCAUCGAUCACGAGGGAGUUGUGCGCGUGUGAACACGUGGGAAAUACGCGGCGGUGAGAUCUUCAGUGACCUUGGAUCUUGCAGUGUCAGAUCAUCUAAAAUUCAUUGAAAGUGGUUCAUCGUCGUCCUUUGAACAAAUAUCAAGAUCAGAGAUUUCCACGACGUUUAUCCAAAACUGUUAGAUCAUAUACUCAAAAGGCGUCGUCAUAAAUUGUUUAUUAAUUGUUUCUCAGUUGGUCAGCUGUUUAUCAUCUGUAAUUCGUCUGUUACCUGGUUUCAAUUGAAGGAAUCUCCCCCAACGUCAGUUCUAAAAUUCCGAAGAAGCUUCGUCAAAACUCUUGGACACACUCUUAUCAAGUCCCCUUUCUUCUCCCUAGUCUGGAUCCUUGGGUUCAGACACCAAUGAUGAAAAUAAAGCAAGACUCGUUGAACCGGCGGCAAACAAAGGAUUAAUCAUCAGGAGGAUUCUCUUGGCGUCUAAUUAAAACGAUUAGAAGUUUGGGCGUAAUUUUUCUGGAACACAAAGCUUGUCGCUGCUCUGUCGCGAAACCCUGAUAACAAUCAGAAAAUUUCUACCUGGAGGUGAAGGGAAUUUCAUAAGGGGUUCCAGGUGCUGUUUGCAAAGAUCCUUAAUAUACAGGAGGCUUGAGUGUUUUCUUGAGUGUCGGUAUUAGUUCUUCGUCAUUUUCUCACGUCGGUGACGUGCUGGUUUUUAUCGUGAGGAUACCAAUUUGUGAUACGCGGGCAGCUCCCUGUGAUAGGGUGGUAAAUUGUGGAAGAUACAUUCCUCCUUCCUAAGGAAUUGCGCCCGAAAGUGGAAGGAAUGCUGUAAAGAAAUUGUGGUAACAAGUGAUUUUUGUGACCCGCUCGCUCUUUUGGAAACAGCUACUUGAUCCUGACGGUAAGCUCUCGUGAUGGAUGUAUUCUGCAACUAAUCUUUUCAACGUUAUGAACAAAGUGCUUCCUAAUGUUCGGCGUAAUUGUUCGACGGUGGAUGGGGUCGUUCCGGCCGUAAAAAGGAUCUGGAAGGAUAUUCGAAUCCGUGUCCCUCAACAUAAUGGUUCAGCAGUAACGCAUACCAGGCUAAGGAUGUCCUCUAAGAGGAAGUCGCCACCAACGAAGUUAUCGGAGGGCGGGGGCGGUGCAGGUACAGUGGCGGGCGAAGAGGAAGAGGACACCACCUCGUCUUUGGCGGGUGCAGGUGGUGAGAUUCCAGAAGAGAUCACCUCCGUCAAUAUAGAGGAUUGUUAUCCACUACCAAGACCCGAUUGUGAGUCGUCUGGUUGUUCAUCUCCGGGGACAACGAGUGAGCCCGAGUUGAGGGACUCACCUUCUCCCUCACCGAAUUCCCCUCCAGCCACGAAAAGACAAAGGAUUCUGUUUCCGGCGAACCACGAGAAUCUCUCCUAUCACAACCACCACCACCAUCACACGAAUACGUCCUCUUCGUCGGGUGGUAUUCUGGAGCCAGCUAGUUCCUCGGAGUGUGGCUCUCCACCCACCCUUCUCAACGACACUUACUACCCUCAUCAUCAGAGCCAUCAUCUUCUCAAUAACAAUAAUACAGUUACGCAAAACAAUAAUAAUAACAACAACGGAACUGGUCCAACUGCCGCGGGAAGUAAGAGGUCGAUGGACGACGUUCUCAAGAGGCUCACGUGCAAAAUGAACAGUGGCUCCCUCUGUCUACAGGACGAAGCUAACAUCAGGCGGACACCCCCACCGGCAUCUACACCCACCAGUCAUCAUACAUAUAGUAGCAGCAGCAUAGCAAACAGUAUCGCACCCUCGCCAACCGGAGUCGGAAGGACGCAAAACUCGGAUACGGGACUCCAGGACGGAGCUGCGGCUUUGCAUAGGGUUCUUUGUGCAGAAAGUGUAGCUGAAAAGGAACGCAGGUUAUCAGAAAUGAUCCUGCAACUUCAAAUCAUUAGGGAACAGCUGCUUCAGCAGCAGGACCAAUCAAAGACUUAUCCUACUCACAUGUCGGUCGACUCCCAGAAACAAAUGGAGAUGCAGCGGUUACAAACAGAGCACUUGAAGCGGCAGCACAACAUCCAGGAGUUGCAGGCGCAAUUAACUAAAGGCCAGCUGAACAUGCCAGGUCCACAGUCGCUAAUGUUCCUUCCUCUCUUCGAGACACUGAGAGGCAUGCCCGUUCCAACGUCGAUGCCACCUCCGACGUCAACAGCGUCCACUGGAAACAAGCAUAUCAACUCCAUUGCCAACAUGAUCAGUAGUCAUCGAGAUGCUUCAAGUUGGGCUACGGCGCAUCUUGCCCAAAUGACGACGCAACUGGAGAAAGAAUCAUCUCCAACGCCCGUUUCCACGGCUACAACUCCAGCACCUACUCCACUUCCUGAUCCUGAUACGCCCUUGAAUCUGACAAAACCGAAAUCACUGUCCUCCGGCGCAAGGGCAUCCUCGUCUCCAGGAAGUGACACGCAAUCCAACGGGGCAGGAAGCAGUGGUCAUCAGGAGCAACCGCUGGCGGCUACUGCUCCAAAACUAUUUCAACCAGGACUACCAAUGCCGAGGAACUACCAUCCAAAUCUUCCUUACGGAGGACUUCCACCUCAUCUCAGUUCCCUCUCAUCGCCCAUGGGCAAGAUGUCAAAAGAUGAGUCAGCAAAUUCGGUAGCGCAAGCAGCAGCCGCUGCUGUAGAAAAGCACUUUGCGAUGCACGGACUUUACGGGCUUCCGCCGAGUUCGGGCGCAAUGCCACCGUCGCCUCAAACUCAACGAGCUGCCAAACACUCAUCCAAUCGGGAUGAGACUCCUCAGGAUGAUCAAGACUUCCUUACGGCGCCUCACAUGUGGCGAGAUUCGGGGUACAAGGUUCCGGAGGACGUCACGGAGAAAGCUAAAAUGGUGAGGCAGCAGAAAAGAGAAGGUGAGAAUAAACCACAUAUCAAGCGACCAAUGAACGCGUUCAUGGUGUGGGCCAAAGAUGAACGAAGAAAAAUCCUCAAAGCGUGUCCCGACAUGCACAAUUCUAACAUAUCUAAAAUACUGGGUGCUCGAUGGAAAGCAAUGUCAAAUUCCGAGAAGCAGCCUUACUACGAGGAGCAAUCUCGACUCUCAAAGUUACACAUGGAGAAGCAUCCGGAUUACAGGUACAGACCGCGUCCGAAACGGACCUGCAUCGUAGAUGGAAAGAAAAUGAGAAUCUCCGAGUAUAAAUCUCUAAUGCGACAGCGGCGGCAGGAGAUGCGGCAGUUAUGGUGUCGGGAUGGAGGUCCAGAGAUGGGAUUUCUGUCUCCAGUGAGCUCCGAUAUGAGUGCGCAUCACGCAGGAGCGGGCCCAUCCGCGAGGCCAUCGGUGUCACCACCGGCAACGAUGCUCAAUGGAGCGGGCCCUAGUUCGGAUCACCCGUCCUUCUACUAUCCUCAGGACAGUCUCUCGCCCACAGAUGUGAUGAACUUCUCUCCCGAUAAUUCGGGCUCCAUGGGCGGAUACGACGCGAGUCCGCGGCAUCACGACGAGGAUUGAACCGUGGCUCCGGGUCAGCCAAACAUUUGGCAACCCGGAGCAUCCAGACUCGCCCAUGAACUGUUCUGGUAACCAGGACGGACCAGGUCGACCAGGUCCCAAACGUUCCAGCUCCCCCAGGAGUCUAAUGUCGAAAAUAAUCGACAGUUAAUUUCAGACUUGAAUCUUGGUUGUGAUAUAUUAAAACGUUUAUCUCUGUGCCAUCGCGCGAGAUUAGCGGCCAGGUUUCCGCGGUGUCCUCGCUCAAGCGCCCCUAGGGUCGAAAAAUACUCAGUAGAUGUCACGGCGUAGACCUCGUCGUCCAGGGCUGCCUAGGUUGAUAGUUAAAAUGCUUUAGAAAACACUCUUUAAUAAUCAAAAGUGCAACCAAUAAGAAACAUACGUGUGAUAAGGUCCGGUCGAAGUUUAGGUGAUCCCGCAUCGGAUCUCUCUCGCAGGACUGUCGUGUCGAUCAAGGUCGGGUUAAAGUCAGUUAUUCAGGCCGCUGAUCGCGCCGAUGCGAUGGUCGGAAAGUUUUAGCAGACAAACGAGUAUAAAUAUAAGUAAGGCAAGACUCUUGUUCCUAUUCCUUCUAGUGUGUCUAUACUGCGAAUCAAUCGCACUCUAGGUUGUAUCAAACUGCAUACGUUGCUACAUCUUAAACAUGUACAUGCAAUUAAACUUCUUCGCCUACUCAUACUUAUUACCAAGUUAUACUUGCAUUUCCGCUCGCGGAGAGGAAAAUGAUCGGGUUAGGGCAAAUCGCCGACGAUUCCAUGCGUUUCGACUAGGGAUAGCCACAAUCUAAACACCUUGUACUUAUAGUAUUUUCAUCAUUAAUUUAUUGAACCUGACAAUUCUGAAAAGAGAGAUUAAUGUCGCGAAAAUGAACCGAAUUUGAAUGAAUCUCAGGCCCGUUUAUAGAUCAGAGAGAAAUUGACGAGAUAUUCUGGAAGGUGAUAUUAGACAAAUAUCCCAACAACUCUGACAUAGAUAACCAAUCAAGAACAAAUCGCAGUCAAAUAGAGACUUGAUUGGUUGGCUAAACGUCUGGGAUUAAAAAUUGAGAAAAUGAUUUCCUGCGGGCCUGAUCCGAGUGCAAGUAAAAAAGGAGAGAAAGAGGACGAGAGCAAGAGUGCGACAAUUUUAGCGAACUGUUACAGUUGUAAAAUUACGAGAUUGAUUAGUGUUAUUUAUUAAUGGAGCAUAGCCUAACAAUCAAAUUAUAUUAUAAAGACGUUGUAUUGUUUUUAAUAUCUCGAAGAGGAUCGUGUUACGUUUUUCUUUUUUUUUUAUAUCGUCGAAUGUUGUGUUCGUGAGAGUAAGCGAAUGGCCGAGCGAACGCGUAAGAGACAAAUUUAUUAGAAAGAGAGAAUAGAUAUCCUCGAUCCAUUAUCAGUAGUGUAAUGUCACGCUUUUCUUAUUUACCUUAAAUGACUUUGGCAUUCUUUAUACAGGACUGCCCAUUUCUGUAGUUAAACGCAAAUACACUUUUUACGAAAUGCACAAGUAUGAAAAAUCUAUUGAUUAGUACGCCACCGUAAAGAAUUUUAUUCAAAAUGAAGAUAACCGAGUAGUGACUAAACUUUCUUAUAACUGCACAUGCACAAAAUGAUUGAUUUUCGUUUCAUGUAUUGUACAUGAUAUAUGAUACUUUCGAUUAUUUCAAUAUAAAUUUAAAAAGUUGUUGUUUUUUAAGUUUCUCAGAUAAAAAAUGUCCUACUUUUGUUAGAAAAAGUAUCGAGUGUGGCAGUGCGGAAAGUAGCCAGAUCUGACUCGUGAAGUUUACAGCACUCCUCUGGAACUGCCUACUUUCCGCACUUGUGAGACAAUGUACUGCCAUUUGUUCACGGUGGUUGGUGACAUUGGUGUUGUUUGGAAAACGAGGAUAUCGGGAGCUUGAUGUGAUAAUACUUAUGUGCCAAAUAGCGUUUUCGCGGACAGGAGGUCGAAUCGUAGACAGUCCUCCAUGUUCCGAGUCGCCUCGUUGGCUCGACGUGAAACUCGAAUCUUUUAUAUUGUGUCUCGACCGUUUUGUCACGCUGUUCAAAUUUUUUUAAAUUUAUGAUCAGUGCAAUUACGAAUACAAGGUACCUAAUAUAAUUUUACAAAUAGAGCCAGUAUCCUCGGUAUAGACCGAUGCUGCCCCUCCUGUCCCUAUUAAUACCCUUUUCCCGGUGGCAUCGUAGUCGCGCGCUCAAGGGCCUGCGGCUAGGAGAUAGCUUAAUGUUGAUAAUAAUUUAUUUUAUGUAUAUAAAGAAUUUGUACAAGACAGCGGGUCACGCGUAUCGAGAGCGACGGCCGCCGAUGCGCGUGUCAAUAUUAUACAAUAUUAAUGUACAGUGUAACUAUAUUAAUUGUGAUGUACCUACGUAGCUCUAUAUGUAAUUAAUCGAGUACAGAUGCGACUACAUUAGCCUACGUCACGUAAACUACGCAUACUAUUAUUGUCACUCCUGUAAUUCAUUAUCAUUAUCCCGUUUAUCAUUCAUUACCUACCACUCUUAUUGUUUAAGCAAUUUUACUAUUUUAUCACCCUUUACGGUAGUGGGCGAGAGAAACAAUCCAAUAUAGAAUUGUAUGUGUACGUGUGCGUGUACGAGCGUGUGAAAGAGAUAGAGCGAGAUUCGUGCCAGUUAAGUCGAUGUUGAUACUCAAAUUUCCUACUUUUGCCAUUCACCUAAUUAAUCAAAUCUCAUGAAGCAUUGAAAUGACUCUUUGUAUCCCGCUACGUUCUCCAGCCAGUUGUGACUUCCAAAGACCUGCACUCUCGAAGGGGUAUUAUUACUUUUAUCGCUACUAUACUUCGUACUCAGAAACAAGCGGGAACGUCGAAAGUUCGCCAAUCAGUUACUUCCCAAUAAGUGCCAUAUAACUUGCUUUUACAUGUCAUCGCCAUUGGAUAAGCGAAACAAACCUAGAAAAUGAACGAUGCCGCGCUCUCGCCUUUCAAACAAUUAAAAACUCUUCCUUUUAACUGAUUUUACGUCUUUUCUUGCUUUCCAAAAAACAUGUCUUUCCGCUUUUCGACUUUGGAAACACAUCACCUUUCACUGACUUUCGACGCUACCAGAGCGAAUGAAAAAAUGUAAGAAUAACAAAUUGUAAAAAUUGAAUAGACUACUAAUAUUAUAAUAUACCUAUCUAACGUUUCAAACAGAAAAGUAGACGCGCCUCACGCGUCAGCUAACAUUCAAUUUCAAUACUCCAAGCAUUCACUUCGUUUACAUGUAUGUUGUUGUUAAUGAUAAAGAAAUAUAUAAUAAAAAAAAAAGUAAUGCUUUACCGAAAUUCAAACUUAGUUGUAGAUGUACAACGUUAUUUAUAGAAUUCGUGUGAAUGCAAAAGUGUUUAAGGAAGCUGUACAUAGUUUAUUGAGUAAAUAGAAAGAGAUACCGAGAAUGAAUGCACCGAAUAUUCUCCGCAUUAUCAUUGCCGAACUUUAAAUAUUUUUUUCUGUAAUCUUUUCAACUGCCCUCAGAAAAAUAAGUUUCCAAAUUAAAUAUUGUAAUUUUUAGAAUUCCAAUGUGAUCAAUGUUUUCUCCUUCCGAAUAACAUUAGUUAAAUGUUCCACGAAAGGGAAUAAAUCAUUCAAAAUUAGAAUAUUUAUGUUGUUAAGAUAUGUUUUCUCAUUUAACUUUAAAAUGAUUUAAUCACAAAAUCGGCAAUAUAUGAUACUGACUUUCUAUUCUUCACUCUUCUUUACUUUGAUCUUAGCAAUAAAAACCUUUUUUUACUAGUUGGCAGCUAUUUAUACUAUUUUCACUAUGAUUACAACGAAAAUCCUUUUAUACGAUGGAUCGGUCCGAAACUUAUUUUGGGAAUG